CUCUCUCCCUCUUCACUUUACUCGCUUCGGCUUCUCUUGUUCCUGAAAAAACCUUCUUCCUCAACUCCGCGGCGUAGAUCCGAGGAGUUUGGGAAAACCCUAAAUCAAAAGCUUCUCUUCAAUUUGUCUUUAUUCAACGUCGAUUUGCUAUCAGUCAUGGCAGGACUUGCACCAGAGGGAUCGCAAUUUGAUGCUCGUCAAUAUGAUGCCAAAAUGAAUGACUUACUUUCAGCUGAUGGUCAGGAUUUCUUUACUAGCUAUGAUGAGGUGUAUGACACUUUCGAUUCCAUGGGUCUCCAAGAGAAUCUUCUGAGGGGAAUUUAUGCAUAUGGUUUUGAAAAGCCCUCGGCAAUUCAGCAAAGGGGAAUUGUUCCGUUCUGUAAAGGACUUGAUGUAAUCCAACAGGCCCAGUCUGGAACAGGGAAGACUGCCACUUUCUGUUCCGGAGUACUUCAACAACUUGAUUAUGGUUUGGUGGAAUGCCAGGCAUUGGUCUUAGCUCCAACACGUGAGCUGGCUCAACAGAUUGAGAAAGUUAUGAGAGCAUUGGGAGACUACCUUGGUGUUCGGGUGCAUGCUUGUGUUGGUGGAACUAGUGUUCGUGAAGACCAGCGAAUUUUGUCCAGCGGUGUCCAUGUUGUUGUUGGUACGCCUGGACGUGUCUUUGACAUGCUAAGGAGGCAGUCUCUCCGCCCAGAUUAUAUAAAGAUGUUUGUGUUGGAUGAAGCUGAUGAAAUGCUAUCACGUGGUUUCAAGGAUCAGAUCUAUGACAUUUUCCAGCUUCUGCCAGCAAAAGUUCAGGUAGGAGUGUUCUCUGCCACCAUGCCCCCAGAGGCCCUUGAGAUUACCAGGAAGUUCAUGAACAAACCUGUGAGGAUUCUUGUGAAGCGUGAUGAACUCACAUUGGAAGGUAUAAGGCAGUUUUACGUGAAUGUUGAGAAGGAGGAAUGGAAGCUGGAGACACUGUGUGAUCUCUAUGAGACAUUAGCGAUCACACAAAGUGUGAUAUUUGUGAACACCCGAAGGAAGGUUGACUGGCUGACUGACAAGAUGCGUGCCCGAGAUCAUACAGUGUCAGCAACCCAUGGUGACAUGGACCAGAACACACGAGACAUAAUCAUGCGUGAGUUUAGGUCUGGGUCGUCGCGUGUUUUGAUUACGACAGAUCUUUUGGCUCGUGGUAUUGAUGUGCAGCAAGUGUCGCUUGUGAUAAAUUAUGAUCUGCCUACACAGCCGGAGAACUAUCUGCAUCGUAUUGGACGAAGUGGAAGGUUUGGGAGGAAGGGAGCUGCUAUUAAUUUUGUGACAUUGGAUGAUGAGAGGAUGCUGGCUGACAUCCAGAAGUUCUAUAACGUGGUUAUUGAGGAGCUUCCAUCAAACAUUGCUGAUCUCCUCUAAAUGAGAAUUUUGGUUUUCCAUUAUUAGUAUGGAAAGUGGGAUCAGUUUGGUAAAGUGCAAUUUGUUGUGCGGUUUUCUUUCCUUUUUGGUCUUCGAAGUCUUGUUUCGUAGGUCUAGUAUUUUAAAUUUUUAUGUGUUCUGGAUAUCCUACUACUACUCUUUAUUAUUAAAUUAUAUUAGUACUUGCAUUUUCCAAACUGGAACUCCUUGAACAAUGUUUAUUAGUGAGUGUUUUGUUGUUGCAAA
Carica papaya (papaya) is the source of this 1644-nucleotide messenger RNA. RefSeq names its product eukaryotic initiation factor 4A-8. NCBI's taxonomy places the organism in Eukaryota, Viridiplantae, Streptophyta, Magnoliopsida, Brassicales, Caricaceae. Gene Ontology annotation, molecular function: nucleic acid binding; ATP binding; RNA helicase activity. The record is from RefSeq and is a predicted model, not a curated record.